UUUGCCUGGGACCAUAACGAAGCAGUAUUGGAGCGGUACUUUGACGAGUGUUUCGCGUUUAUCGAUGAGGCGAGAAACGCCCACCGCGGAGUCUUGGUACAUUGCCAGCUGGGCGUAUCGAGGUCGGCAUCCUUGGUUAUCGCCUAUGUUAUGCGCACAAUGGCACUGGGGUUUCCGCAGGCCUACGAGUAUGUCAGACUGAGGGCGCCCUGCAUUAGCCCGAAUCUAUCGUUGAUUGCGCAGUUGACAGAGUAU
This is a messenger RNA of Kickxella alabastrina, 255 nucleotides long. Its product is annotated as dual specificity phosphatase. Gene Ontology annotation, cellular component: cytoplasm. NCBI's taxonomy places the organism in Eukaryota, Fungi, Kickxellomycota, Kickxellomycetes, Kickxellales, Kickxellaceae. The record is from RefSeq and is a predicted model, not a curated record. The annotation marks the transcript as partial. Gene Ontology annotation, biological process: protein dephosphorylation; negative regulation of MAPK cascade. Gene Ontology annotation, molecular function: MAP kinase tyrosine/serine/threonine phosphatase activity; protein tyrosine/threonine phosphatase activity. The transcript has a single exon.